UGGAAAAGUCCUGGCGUCCCAAUUAUGUAAUAUUAAAUUUGGAAAGCUAUAAAGAUGCAGGUAGGAAUAUGGAAGAAAAUAGCAGAUCUUGGAUCUGGUGCUUUCGGCGUGGUUUCAUUGUGGCAAAAUACAGAAAAUGAGGACUGCGCUGCAAUAAAAAUGUGUAAGUUCAGAACAGAUUCCAAUUUAACACAGAGACAAAAGGAGCGUUGGAAACAUGAAGUAGAUAAAAUCAAAAGUAUAAAUCAUCCAAAUAUAAUAAAAUACAAAGUUAUUCCAGAAGAUUUAGAGAAACAUUUAAUGGCAAAUAGUACUACCAGUAUGCCAUUACUUCCCAUGGAAUACUGCCGAAAAGGAAAUUUGCGUCAUGUUCUACAGAAGCCUUCUAAUAGCUCAGGGUUACCAGAGGAGGAAGUGAGAUGUAUUCUUGGUGACAUUUCUAGUGGUCUUGCACAUUUGCAUAAGCUUAAGGUUACACAUAGAGACAUUAAGCCUGAUAAUAUAGUUUUACAACAUUGCGAAGAAAGAAAAACACAGACUAUUUAUAAGAUUAUUGAUCUUGGUUAUGCGAAGGAAUUGGGAGACUCCACAGUAAGUUUUGUUGGUACUAUGCAUUAUUUAGCUCCAGAAAUUUUUGAAGCAAAGAAUUAUAAUAAAAGUGUUGAUUAUUGGUCUAUGGGUAUACUAACAUUUGAAAUUAUUUGUGGAUUUCUACCAUUUUUAGCAAAUCUUACACCUUUUGAGAGGUUUGAAAAAAUUUGCAACAAACAAUACAAUGACAUUUGUAUCCUCAUGAGCUAUUCAGGGCAAAUUACUUAUUCACAGAACAUUAGAAAAGAAACUUAUAUUUCAACAUGGUUGAAACAACAUUUGGAAAUCUGGCUAAGACAUGUUCUUACUUAUGACCAAAAUGUUAGAGCUGGGAAUUUUCCAAAUAAUGUUGAACCAUUGGAAUAUUUAAGCAAUAUUUUACAGAAAAAAGUAGUUAAUGUUUUUUCAUUGUGUAAAUUAGAAUAUUAUUCUUAUGAAAUAAUGGAAGGUACUCUUGUUGGCACUCUAAAAGACUGGAUUUCUAGAGAUAUUAAAGUUCCUAAAGAUGAACUUUUGUUAUUUGUAUUUAAAGAUAAUUUUAAUGUCCAAGAUAAUGAUGAAUUGUUGAGUAUUAUUGGCAAUGACUACAUAUAUGUAACUAGAAAACGAUUUUUACCAGAAAAUCUCAGCUAUAAUUUUCCAAAGCUUAUAAGAGAAGUAAUGAAGUCAGUAGAAAAGUUUAACAAAAGCUAUGUAAGGGGUUUAAUAUCACAAUUUGUAUUCUUUGUUACUCAAGAAAAACAUAUAUCAUUUCACUUUAGAACAUGUUUUCAUAUAUAUCUCAAUUUCCUAAAUCAUACUUUAAACACCAUUAAAAGUUCAAAAGCCUCUGCAGCGGCUACUGUAAAACAAUUGGUCACUAGAAUUGACUGCUACAACAAAAUGAAAGCUGAUGUUGGAAAUAUUGAUUUAAAAAACAAUUCUAUUUAUGAGGAAUGUUUAAAUCAUGCACAGAGGCUUCUAGCAGGCUCAGAAAGAAGUAUUACUAAGUUUAGUGAACUUGAGAGAAAGAUACACUCAGUAAGUAGAAGGUUAAAAGUUCUCUCAAGUUUAACUUCAAAUAUUUUAGACAUUGUUAAUAGAUAUAACCUUGAUGAUCAUUUCGACAGUGCCUUAAUUUUAAUCGACAAAGCAAACAUACAUGAUCCUAAUAAACUUAAAGAAUUACUUUGUGGUAUGAUAAAAUUAAUAUCAAAUACAAUUAAAGUCAGAGAAAAUACUUUGAAAAAUAAAGAGUUGGUGGCAUUUUCAAGGAUAGUAGGUAAUAUCAUGUGCCACUGCUUUGAGUUGUUAAACUGGAUUAAAAGUUACAUCAGUUAUAAUGAAGAGAUAAUGAAGUCAUUUGAGCAAAACAAAACUAUUUAUCUAGAUAUUCUUCUUAAGGCUGCACAGAAGCCCAAAGUAGAACCAGAAGGAACUGUUUCUGAUAAUGUAUCCUUAACUGGUAGUUUAAAUCAAGAAUUGAUUAAUCUUCCUUUGCCAUUUUUAUUGCAAGAAAAUCAAGAGCUUCGAUAUGAAUUUGAGGAGGCAUUAUCUUCUGGCAUUUCUGACCAUAAAAAUUCUGUGAAUUGUUUAAAGUUGUUAUAAACAAAUGUGAUUAUGUUUGUUGUGAUUUUUUUAUUAAUUUUUUAAUAUAAUAUAUUAUAAAAAAUGUUAUUCAAUACAAGGGUUUUGUAAACCAAGAUUUGUAUAGUACUAUCUAGUCUAGAUGCUAAUAUAACUGCAUUAUCUACAUCCUCAUGGAUAUACUAUGCAAAUGAUUUUUUUGAGCUUGUCUCUUGACAUUCUAUGAACUUUGUGCCAGAAGCACUGUUCUUUUGAAUUCUUCAAGGUAUGCAUCACUAUUUUUCUGUAUUGAUACUCAAUAAAGCUGAAGUAAGAUAAAACAUUCUUAUUGGAUGUAUAUGUAGUAGUCAAUAUUGUGCUCUUAAUUUGUAUGUGAUUCUCCUAAAUAAUGUCCAUCCAUAAUGUUAUUGCAUACAUAAUACAAAUAGCUCCUUUGAUUUUCUUUAUAUACAGCUACAGCUAUGUGGAAGAUCCAUUAAUUACUCCAAUAAAUUUCUUUAAAUAUUAAAAUUUUUGGUAUUUUCAGUAACUUACUACAUAUAUGCAUGUAACUAUAUAUCUGAUAUAUUAGUGCAAUAAAGAAAUAACACU
Diabrotica balteata is the source of this 2748-nucleotide messenger RNA. The record is from the annotation of a GenBank genome assembly. NCBI's taxonomy places the organism in Eukaryota, Metazoa, Arthropoda, Insecta, Coleoptera, Chrysomelidae.